AUGAUCUGCAGAAGCUGCCGGACGAGCAUGCUGUCUCGGCUACCACAGCAACAAGCCCUGACAUGGACAUCAUCACCAGCACGCCAGCUUCCUCUGGUUCGCAGCCAAUUCCGAUUCUACAGUGAUAAAGGCACCAACCCUCCCGUCAACCCCUCAUCUCCUCCCAGUCCUCGCCAGCCCGUGGUCGGCGACGUCACUACCCCAUCCGCUAUCUCCUCCGCAACCCCCGGUAUCUCCCAGCCGCUGAGCACCCCCGAGAGUGUCCACAUUGAUGUGAACCCCGGUGCCACAAAGCCCGUUGUCGAGCGCCCACCGAGUAGUUGCCCCGCUGGCACUAAGCUGAACGGCCUGAAUUAUUUCAAGAACAAGCCCGAGGUUCUUGCGAAGGAGGACCAUGAGUACCCCGACUGGUUGUGGGAUCUUUUGGGUGAUUCAAGCAAGUCAGCCAAGGCCGAAAAGGGCGGAGUUGACCCCAGCACCCUGAACAAGAAGCAACGGAAGCGCUAUGAGAAGAAACUCGCCGCCCGCGUUGGUGUUCUCCCUCCUAAGAUCCCUGCCCACCACCACGCCCACGACAUUACGCCAGCAUCAUACAACCGUGAAGGGGUCCCCGAGGGUGGAUUCACCGAUGCCACCGAGAGUGUGGACCAGCGUACCGAGGUCACCAAGAGUGCUCGCCAGGCCCGGCGGAAGGCCAUCAAGGAAUCCAACUUCUUGCGUGGCCUGUAA
Messenger RNA from Penicillium longicatenatum, 729 nucleotides. Its product is annotated as mitochondrial 54S ribosomal protein mL54. NCBI's taxonomy places the organism in Eukaryota, Fungi, Ascomycota, Eurotiomycetes, Eurotiales, Aspergillaceae. Bases 1 to 729 code for a protein of 242 amino acids. The record is from RefSeq and is a predicted model, not a curated record. Gene Ontology annotation, molecular function: structural constituent of ribosome. The transcript is spliced from 2 exons. Gene Ontology annotation, cellular component: mitochondrial large ribosomal subunit.